UUCAGAGACUGAGGCCUUCAGGGUCCGAAGCAAUCAGGGUCCGAGUCCUUCAGGGACUGAGGCCUUCUUAGGGUCGGAGGCCUUCUAGGGUCCGUGGCCUUCAGGGUCCGAGUCCUUUGGGGACUGAGGCCUUCCACGUCCGAGGCCUACAGGGACCGAGGCCUUCUAGGGGCCGAGGCCUUCGGGGAUUUAGGCCUUCAGGGAUUGAGGCUUUCAGGAUCAAGAGAAUGAAGUGCAUUACAGAACAAUGGAGGUAUAAUGUGAAAUAAAACAUUUGAAAUAACCACAUCAAUAACUAAUCUAUCAUAACUAAUCAAUAACCAGAUCGAUUAAAGGACUGUUCGUUAUCAUAAAGUGCAGAAACAGCAACGACAGAGAGCCACAGCUGUAAAGAACUACACUGGUUACCAAUCCAGUACAGGAUCCAGUACAAAGUGCUUCUCUUUACCUUUAAGUCCAUACACGGCCUCGCCCCCAGUUAUAUACAUGACCUCAUCAUACAGCACACCCCCAGCCGGUCCUUACGGUCAGCUGACCAGGGGCUCCUGGCAGUGCCGCGCACACGAUUAAAAACAAAGGGCGAUCGGUCCUUUGCUGCAGUCGCCCCACGCCUGUGGAACACACUUCCGCAGGUGUUGAGAGCAGCUCAGUCCGAAAAAAGCUUCAGAAAUCAGCUAAAAACACAUCUCUACAAACAGGCAUUUCUGGGUUAGGUUUCUGUGUGUUAUCGGUUUUCUGCUCUCUAUGUUUAAUUUAUUGUUUGUUGGUUUCUUCUACUGCGUUUGUGACUGCUCAAAAGUCUUGUGUACUGGAGGUAAUGCACCCGCAAUUUGUGAUGUAGCACUGGCUUCUGCACCUUGCUGCUAUGCUUAACAUGAUGAUAUUGAUGAUGUUGUACUGUUUUUACUGUUUUUAUUGUUUUUAUUGUAAAGCACUCUGUGUAUUCGUACUGCGAAGGGCGCUAUAUAAAUAAACUUUUACUUACUUACUUACUUACUUACCCCCGAGCGGCGCCGCUCUCUGUCUGCGCGCAUGCGCGGUAGCAGCUUGAAGACGUCCUGGUCAGACCAACAUGUUGACGCUCGCGCUUCUGAGCGCGCUCUGCGGUCUCGCGUCCUGUGUUCCUGCGCGUGGGCGACACGGAGCGCGCGUGCUUCACGGAGAACCUCCCGAGCCGGACGAGGCUCGUGGGUGAGUGUUUACCGGGAUACCGGCUCCCGGUCGUCAGUUGGACGAGAUAAACAACAACAACAACAACAACAACUCAGAGAAACUUCCUCACGCACUCCUGCUUCCUCUUUUCCUUGUUCCGGGUUGCCCUUCACAAUAAAAGCUCAACAAUGGAACAUUGCUUCGAAGAGAUGUGUGUAUUGGACUCGGCUGUACGAUGAGCAGAGGGACCGGUACCUGCCGGGCCAUCCGGACCUGGAGGUGGACAUCCUGGCCACAGAUCCCGAUGAGCAGGUGCUUCUGUCCGGGUCUCGCGGCCCAGAGGGAAACUUCUCCUUCACGUCCCGGCGGCCAGGAGGACAUCGGAUCUGCCUGCGCUCGCACUCGUCACGGCGCCCCCUGGUGGCCGGAGGCGCGUUGGCGCUGCACCUCCACCUGCGAGUGGGCGACCGCGCCAACGACUACGCCGACAUCGCCGCCGAGGGCGAGCUGACGGAGCUGCAGCUGAGGGUCCGGAGGCUGACGGAGCAGCUCCACCACAUCCAGAAGGACCAGGACUACUACAGGCUCAGAGUGAAGGCGUUGCGUUGGGUCCACUGCUCCACCAGCCGGUGGAUCUUCUGGUGCGUCGUGGUGCAGACGCUCUGCCUGGUGGCGCUGGUCGCCUGGACCCACCACAAGUGAAGUCAAACUUGUGUCUUCUUCAGUAAACUUUGGACCUAUCAGAAGAAGAAACAAUUUAGGUAUGAAUUUGAAUAUAAAAGAUAAUUA
Pseudoliparis swirei is the source of this 1941-nucleotide messenger RNA. RefSeq names its product transmembrane emp24 domain-containing protein 9-like. Lineage: Eukaryota; Metazoa; Chordata; Actinopteri; Perciformes; Liparidae. The transcript is spliced from 6 exons. The record is from RefSeq and is a predicted model, not a curated record. Gene Ontology annotation, biological process: Golgi organization; intracellular protein transport; endoplasmic reticulum to Golgi vesicle-mediated transport. Gene Ontology annotation, cellular component: Golgi apparatus; endoplasmic reticulum-Golgi intermediate compartment; endoplasmic reticulum. The coding region runs from base 1033 to 1854 and encodes 273 amino acids.